Molecule: messenger RNA, 2590 nt
Organism: Scomber scombrus (Atlantic mackerel)
Lineage: Eukaryota; Metazoa; Chordata; Actinopteri; Scombriformes; Scombridae
Gene: hdac3
Product: histone deacetylase 3
Exons: 15
Coding region: 133-1419 (428 amino acids)
Molecular function (GO): histone deacetylase activity
Source: RefSeq, a predicted model, not a curated record
CCCAGCUUGAUGACGAACAAAAAUCUGUGUUUACCAUGGCGGCUAUCUGCUAAUUGAAAGAAAAAUGCGGCGUGUGUAGCUUUAAGAACAAGUACAUAUUAGGGGGAAAAAUAAAAAGAUAUUCGUUUCAGGAUGUCCAACAGAACCUCAUAUUUUUACGACCCCGACGUGGGCAACUUUCAUUACGGUGCUGGCCAUCCAAUGAAGCCUCACCGUCUGUCCCUGACUCACAGUCUGGUGCUGCACUAUGGGCUCUACAAGAAAAUGAUGGUGUUUAAGCCGUACAAAGCAUCGCAGCACGACAUGUGCCGCUUCCACUCUGAAGACUACAUAGAUUUUCUACAGAAGGUCAGCCCCAAUAAUAUGCAGGGCUUCACAAAGAGCCUCAACACAUUCAACGUCGGUGAUGACUGUCCUGUAUUUCCAGGUCUAUUUGAGUUCUGCUCAAGAUACACUGGAGCCUCUUUACAGGGCGCUACACAACUCAACCACAAGAUCUGUGACAUCGCCAUCAACUGGGCUGGAGGACUUCAUCAUGCUAAGAAAUUUGAGGCAUCUGGUUUUUGCUAUGUCAACGACAUCGUCAUCAGCAUACUGGAGCUGCUCAAAUACCACCCAAGGGUUCUGUACAUUGACAUUGAUAUUCACCAUGGCGAUGGCGUCCAGGAGGCCUUUUACCUGACUGACCGCGUCAUGACCGUGUCCUUCCACAAAUAUGGAAACUACUUUUUUCCAGGAACAGGUGACAUGUACGAGGUCGGGGCAGAGAGCGGCCGGUACUACUGUCUUAAUGUUCCUCUGAGAGAUGGCAUUGAUGACCAGAGUUACAGGCAGCUGUUCCAGCCGGUUAUUAAACAGGUGGUGGAUUUCUACCAGCCGACCUGCAUCGUUCUACAGUGUGGAGCAGACUCUCUGGGCUGUGACAGACUGGGCUGCUUUAACCUCAGUAUACGAGGACACGGCGAGUGUGUGGAGUUUGUCAAAAGUUUUAAGAUUCCUCUGCUGGUCCUGGGAGGAGGAGGAUACACCGUGAGGAACGUGGCGCGCUGCUGGACCUUUGAGACGUCUCUGUUACUGGAUGAAUCCAUCAGUGACGAGCUGCCUUACAGCGAGUAUUUUGAGUACUUUGCUCCAGACUUCACGCUGCAUCCUGACGUCAGCACCAGGAUAGAAAACCAGAACUCCAGACAGUACUUGGAGCAGAUCCGUCAGACGGUGUUCGAGAACUUGAAGAUGCUGAACCACGCGCCCAGCGUCCAGAUCCACGACGUUCCCUCCGACAUGCUGAGCUACGAACGCACCGACGAGCCUGACCCCGACGAGAGGGGGGGCGAGGAAAACUACACCAGGCCAGAGGCAGCUAACGAGUUCUACGACGGCGACCACGACAACGAUAAAGAGAGCGACGUGGAAAUUUGACCCCGCACCGCUUUCGGUUUUUCCAUCUCCUGCGGUCUCCGAACGUCACGUCAAUCACUGCAGAUUUACCACAAACUCUACAACAGAAAUACCAGAUCUGAAUGGACCGAAAAGACUCUCAGAGCGAUUAUUCAGUUUCUAAGUCUCGUUUAUAACGUCACAGAGUCCAAAUUACAUUUACAAGUGGCAUAAAUGGAUACAGAAACAUACAUCAGGUGUUCAUGUGAAAAGAAAACAGGAUUGGAUUCUCCUUUUUUUGUUAUUUUAAAACAAUAUCAGGGCUCAAAACACUUUUUCCUUUUCUGUAUAUGUCAAAUGUCUAUAUUUUGGUAACAGCGAUUUUUAAAACAUUUUUCUGCUUGUUAUAUUGUCCAUGUUAUUGUAGAAAUAAGAUUGACUUCUUAAAGAGGAAAAAAAAAAUCACUUGUAACUAAUUUUGAGUCUUCAGCAAGUUUUCCACCUAAAAAGACACGAGGAACUCAUUUAUAUUUUAUUUUGAAAGUGGCGUACAUGACUAAGAAGCUGUUUACGAGUCACACCUUCGUCAGGUCAGAUGUUCUAAAUGCCGCUUUUUUCCUCAGACAGAAACUAUUUUAAGCCCCUUAUUUUGAAACUUUAAAACAAAGCAGCUUCACUUCAUCCUCAGACUGUCUUCAACUCUUCUUGUGUGGCAGUUGCUUUGUUUUAAACAUCACUAUUCGUGUGCCUUAAAGCUCUGAAAAUCCGAGCACUGAUGUAGAGCUGGGCACAUUUUCACACAGACUUCCAUUUUUAACUUGACACCAAUUUGGAUUCCGAACGAGUAAAAAAGAAAAAAUCUGCAGCUCGAGGCCACUGGACUGGAACUACUUUCCUGUCUUCUUCAUUCCUUCCUCUUUUUCCUCUUCUCUUUAACUGUAUAUAUAUACACGUAUAAAUGUAUGAGCUGUGAAUGUGUUUCUGAUGUAGAAGAGGACGCUGUGGUGAUGAUGUUGGUAGUGUGUUUGUUGGAUCAAAGGAAGGAGUGCUGCUCUUUCACUGUGUUACACAUGUAUACCACCUGUUAAAACAACAGUAGAAACUCUUAAUGUCAUCUCUGGUCCUCUUUUUUUAGCCAGAAACCAGUUUUAUGUGAUUUUUUUGAUAUAUUGUUGUCAGCAACUGUUGUUUUUAAUAAAAUGAAGAAAUUGAA